This is a messenger RNA of Kickxella alabastrina, 2401 nucleotides long. RefSeq lists its product as uncharacterized. The record is from RefSeq and is a predicted model, not a curated record. The transcript is spliced from 3 exons. Gene Ontology annotation, cellular component: Holliday junction resolvase complex; nucleus. Gene Ontology annotation, molecular function: 3'-flap endonuclease activity; DNA binding; crossover junction DNA endonuclease activity. NCBI's taxonomy places the organism in Eukaryota, Fungi, Kickxellomycota, Kickxellomycetes, Kickxellales, Kickxellaceae. Bases 297 to 2030 code for a protein of 577 amino acids. Gene Ontology annotation, biological process: mitotic intra-S DNA damage checkpoint signaling; DNA catabolic process; double-strand break repair via break-induced replication.
AAUACUGUUUAUUUAAUUUCCUUUAUUUCUACCACAUACAAAAAAAUAUGAGCCAGCGAAGCGUCUCGCACUUGGACUCGGACUCGGACUCGGAAUCCGCAUGCGCCAACCCGCUUUUUUUUAAAUGGGUUAAUGAAUGGUACAAUAAAGCCUGCAAAAGCAAUGCAAAAACUCAGUACACACUCAAAAAGGCACUUAACUCACUACGGCUGUACCCGCUGCGUAUCGAAAACCCACAAGAAACCGUACAGCUUCAGGGAAUCGGCCAGGGCAUUGCCAAUCGACUGACACAGAGGAUGAUCGCCUGGCGCAAGGAAAAUGGCAUCCCGGACCCAGCCGUGAACAGCAUCAGCGAGCAAGCAUCGGUAGCUGAUGCUGGCUUGGAAAACGGUCCGAAGCAGAGUGCGCCUCGUCUGUACGUUCCUCGGUAUCGCUCGGGGACGUUUGCUUUGCUCAUAGGACUAUUUAAGACGUAUUGUUUGUACGGACCCGACUAUUUUGUUCCAAAGAACCAGCUGAUCCCCAUGUGCGAGCAGUAUACGGACACGCCGUUCCAUGUGGCCGGAGGCAGUGGCGGAGGAAGCAGGGGCGGCGGCAGCAGCCAUUAUUCCGGCGGCCGUGGAGGCAGCGCGCAGGGAGGAAACUUUGUGCAUACAGCGUGGUCAGGGAUGAAAACAUUGGAGACCAAGUCGUUGGUUGAGCGCCAGGGAGGAGUAAAGUUCUGUCUGACCGAAGAAGGGCUUGAUAUUGCAAUCAAAGUUGUUGAUGUUUUGCGCGUGCGCAAUGAGCUGCCAGCCGACGACGAGCGUAUUUUUGCAUCAUUUGUCAGACCUGAAGUCGAGUUGGACGCUCCCACCAAUCAUGACAAUGUUGAGUUCGAGGACGAGAUCGAGGGUGAGGACGAUUGGGCUGUUGGUUUGGCGCCGCAGCCAUAUCUUCGAGGUGCGGGGCGGGAUAUGGGAUUGCCACCGCCUAUGCCUAGAUCCACAACUGGGAGGGGCGCUUACUUGACGUCUGGCGGCAACGGUGGCCCGGCGAGACACCUGCUGCGUAACCAGUCUGCUGCAUUCGGCCAAUCAUCCUCUCCCUCACGCUCAUUCAGUCGUAACUCGUCACCCUCGAUUCUGGCCGAAAUUGAAUUAGCGGAUUUGAUCCACUACCCUGUCGGCGAGUACGAAAUUAUUCUGAUAGUUGACAACCGCGAAGUGCACUCUGUGUCCGACCGAAAUCUUAUUACCAAGGAGCUCGAGGAGCACCAUAUUAAUAUUGAGAUUCGGCCACUGACCGUUGGCGAUUACCUGUGGAUUGCGCGCGCCAAGCAGUCUGGAACCUGCAAACAUCUGCCAGACAUUGUGUUGGACUAUGUGGUCGAGCGCAAGAGGAUGGAUGAUUUGUGCGCGAGUAUACGAGAUGGUCGAUACAAAGAGCAGCAUUCACGGAUACACGGGACUGGAUUCAACAACGUGCUAUAUAUAGUCGAGGGCAAUGACCCUGAUGCCGUCAGCAGGCUGGGAGAGAGUGCUGUUAACUCUGCACUCAGCCAAAUUCAAAUCCACCACGGUUUCCAUUUGAAGAGACCCAGGACCUUUGAGGCUACACUGCGGUUACUGAGGCAAACCACUUGUGUGCUGCAGGACUCAUUAAAGGAUGUGUAUGCUGUUCCAGACCAUAUGAUAGGGCAGAAGGGCAUCCAAGCGAGGUUUCCGCAUGUCCACCUGGCCAUGACAUUUGAUGCGUAUGAUGUGGUGAGCAACAAAAGUGGCACGCUGACUGUUGGUGAAAUAUACCUGCGGAUGCUCUUGACAUUGCGCGGAAUCAGCGCUGACAAGGCAUUAGCUAUUGGUUGGCAGUACCAGACACCCACCCAGUUAUUUAAGGCGCUGCUUGGCGACCCUAAUGAUACCAAUGGAUCGGAAAAGCUGUUGGAGGACUUGACCAUGUACGGAUCCCGCCGCAAGCUGGGCCCUGCACUGGGAAAACGCAUAGCGCAGUUUUGGACUGCGGAAUCAUUUGUCACAGACGCAAACUAAUGCAGACAAAUAUAUUUGAGUACUUGCAAUAUUGGCCUUAUUUAUUUCCGAAUCGCUGGUGAGUUUUUGCAAAUCCACCUUCAAUAUUAUUCUUCUGUGGGUAAAUCAUAAUCAAUAUUGGUGAUUAUAUAUAAAGCAAUUCACAGUUUUACUAUUAUUUAAUUAUUAUAUCGUAAACAAAGGGUUUCCAUUUUUUGCAUAUGCAAAACAAGCUGUUGCAACACACUGGACGAUAUGUAUGUAUGUAUUUAUUUAUGUGUGUAUUUAUAUUUACUAGUGAUACAUAUGUGCGCGUGUACUUGUCUAUCACGUGUAGCUGCCCACAGCUAUAGAAAACGCUUUUGAGCAAGUACAUGCAUGCACAGAGCAGC